GGCGCCUCUCCAUGUGCAUCCCACCAUGCUCCCCAUCCUCCUCCCCACUGGCACCUACGAGCCCCAUCUUCAACGAUCGACUUCACCUCAUCGAGAAUCGCUCGCAACAUUAAUAUCAGCCUCAUCAAGUCGCCGGCAUCCGUCAGGUCGCGACUUCACAAAUACGCAGCACCCGUUCGCCUCCAACACCCCUCCCACCACCCACAAUGUCGAACCGUCAAAUGGCUCGCGACAUGAACGUCGAGUUCCAGGCCCGCUUCCAAGCGAAGCAAGCCCGUCGCGAAGCCCAAAAGGCGGCCAAGCAAGAUCCGGUCCUCAAGAAACAGAUUCAAGAACUCCUCAAGAAGGGCGAGACGCAAAAAGCCUACCAGAAGGCCAAGAUGCUGCUCAGCAAGCAGGCGCUCGCUAGCCAGAUGGACCAGAUCGCCGACAUGGCAGAGCUGAACGCCAGCCAGAUCCAAGCGAACAACGCCAUGAACAAGAUGACGCACAUGAUGGGGCAGAGUUCCAAGGUGAUGAAUGUGGCGCAGAAGAAUGCCAACCCGGAAAAAACUCUCCUCACUCUCGAGCAGUUCAAGAACCAGAACGAGGAGUACGCUAUGAGCAACAAUAUCUACUCGGACGCCAUGACGCAGUCCACCUCGGCGCAGGUUCCCGAGGAUGCUGUACACGAGCUCCUGGGCAAGCUGGCCGACGACGCGGGCUUGGAGCUGAGCAAGGAGCUGAACCAGGCGACCCCCGCGAAUGCAGAGCCAGCCGGCGCGGAGCCGACUGCAGAGGAGGAAGACAAGCUGCAGCAGAGGUUGCGCGCUCUGAGGGCAUAGACACAUCAUUUUCUGGGACACAACGGCGUUCAGCGGGUAGGCGCCUAGGUUUGAAUGGAUUGGAUUGCACAUUGCGGGAAUGAUUGCGUAUAACGUUUGUGUAUGUGAAUGAUUACAACAUGGUUGUGUUU
This is a messenger RNA of Emericellopsis atlantica, 955 nucleotides long. RefSeq lists its product as uncharacterized. Gene Ontology annotation, cellular component: multivesicular body; ESCRT III complex. Lineage: Eukaryota; Fungi; Ascomycota; Sordariomycetes; Hypocreales; Bionectriaceae. Gene Ontology annotation, biological process: endosome transport via multivesicular body sorting pathway; protein transport; late endosome to vacuole transport. The transcript is spliced from 2 exons. The record is from RefSeq and is a predicted model, not a curated record. The coding region runs from base 207 to 824 and encodes 205 amino acids.